AUUACUAGCAACUACCCUGCCACGUUGCGGGUGCUAGACUAUACUUGGGAUAAAGAUAAAAGGCUGACACUCAACAAAGUGCCGGCUUCUAGUUCUUUCGCCCCCCCGGCCCAAUCUCAGAGAAGUGGCCCCGAGUGGGUGCAGGCGAUGAUCGCCAUCGCAGAGCGAGGAUCUGUCUGCUCUGCUAUGCGUCCUCCGUGCCCAACUCUUCCCGAAUCUUUUAACGACAUCGCCGCCCAGCAGAUGCGCUGCCCCAGAGCAGUAACAACGGACGCCCAAUCUGCGCAGGCCUAUGGCCUCCGUAUUGCCUGUCACGUUGCUCAGGUCGAAACGGUUUGGGCGGCUUGGUGUGAUGCAAAUAGCAACUCGGCCGCUGACCACUACCGCAGGGAGAUAGACAAAGCUGCUAGCACCGUCAAGGCGCUCUUCUGGGACUAUAGUGCACCUGUGCACAAGGGAGGCGGUUGGGGGACGUUCUUCCAUCGCGUGCUAGUACGGGUGACAGGUGGCCGCGACGUACCUCGCGAAGAACACAAGACAGCGCGCACCCUGGCGCCUAGCCCGCUCUAUGGUCAAAGCCGACGCUGGCACCCCUACCAAGAACCGGAGCCGAACAGCAGCAGCAGCGGUAAGGGAGUCAAGGAGGGCAGCGACAAGAGGAAGAGCAAGGGAGACAAGAACAACAGCAAAAACGGGAAAGGCGACCACAAGGGCAAGCCGGAAGCAAACAAAGGCGACAGGGGUAAGCCGGAAACGGACAAAGGCGACAGGGGCAAGCUAGGCGCAGGCAAGGGAGACAAAGGCAAAGGAAAGGACGGGAAACCGGUGGGCAAAGGAAAGGGACCACUACCACCACAGCCACCAGCACCAGCCGCGCAGCCACGAGCACAAGCAGCACAGCAGCAACAGCAAGAGGAGGAGGAAGGAGAACCAGCGGAAGAGGAUAGCACUACUGAGGCAAAUGGUCCGGGUUUUGGGGAUAUCUAGACUGAGGACUGCAAUGGUAGCAGUUGCGCCGCG
This is a messenger RNA of Amoebophrya sp. A25, 1020 nucleotides long. Lineage: Eukaryota; Dinophyceae; Syndiniales; Amoebophryaceae. The record is from the annotation of a GenBank genome assembly.